UAUUGCGAAAGCAAUAAUUAUGAAUUGUUAUGCUACAACAUCAGUUACGUUUUCCCGGUGUUCGAAUCAAACCAAACAAAUCUAAAUUGUAAAUCUUGCAAUUUUCAAAUUCUCGAAGCGAAUACAUUCAGCAAUUUGAAAAUGAACAUACGAUGUCUGAAGUUAGUCAACAACAGCAUAAGCAAUAUUGGUAGAAACGCAUUUUGUGGAAUGAAACUGCAAGUUCUUGAUUUAAGUUUCAAUGCAAUCUCAGAUAUAUCAUUGAGCGUCAUCUGUAGAAGUAAAAUCACAAUUGGACAAGAUGAUAGAGGCAUUCCUGAAUAUUUGAGCGAAAGGCUACAUGUGCAACUGCCAAACAGUCUCCAGUAUUUAAACCUAUCACAUAAUGCAAUCACUAAUAUUUACCAAUAUUCAUUCAUGCAUGCCAUUUCAUUAAUAAACUUGGAUUUAUCGCAUAACAAUAUAGACACUUUGAAUUUUGGAUGGGAUAAACAUUUAAGGUACUUAGAAAUAUUAGAUUUAUCUAAUAAUCGAUUGGUUUCAUUUGAUUUCGGUACAUUUACAAGUCUUGUUAGUCUUAGACAUCUAAACUUGACCAGUAAUAAUCUAUAUUAUUUCGCUUCUAAUAUUUUCAUUACAACCAGGAAUCUAAACAUUUUAGAUCUAAGCCGUAAUAGGAUACGAAUGAUAGAUGAGACUGCCCUAAAAAAGUAUAUUCCAACUUUGAUAUAUUUAAAUGUCAGUGAUAAUAAUUGGGAUUGCAAAAGUUUGCAGAAUUUAAUAUUAUCCAGCCUGGAUAGAUUUGAAGUCGUUGAACAUGAUAAUUAUAAUAGAAUGAACGUUAAAGGAAUUGCUUGCCUCGAUUAUAAAUGA
Messenger RNA from Nicrophorus vespilloides, 873 nucleotides. RefSeq names its product leucine-rich repeat and transmembrane domain-containing protein 1-like. NCBI's taxonomy places the organism in Eukaryota, Metazoa, Arthropoda, Insecta, Coleoptera, Silphidae. The coding region runs from base 142 to 873 and encodes 243 amino acids. Gene Ontology annotation, molecular function: protein binding. The transcript has a single exon. The record is from RefSeq and is a predicted model, not a curated record.